This is a messenger RNA of Heterobasidion irregulare TC 32-1, 873 nucleotides long. RefSeq lists its product as uncharacterized. The record is from RefSeq and is a predicted model, not a curated record. The transcript has a single exon. Bases 1 to 873 code for a protein of 290 amino acids. NCBI's taxonomy places the organism in Eukaryota, Fungi, Basidiomycota, Agaricomycetes, Russulales, Bondarzewiaceae.
AUGCCCAAAUUCUCCAAGCUUGUAAACCCUUGCAACCCACUUCGCAGGAUACUCCGUGAUGCAGUCAAAUCUAUGGAUGGACUCAGAUCUAUGGCAGUUGUAGGCAAGCUUCGUCGCGUUGAUUCUCGUCUAAGCAUUACUACCCGGCCUUUCGAGACAUCUAUCCCUCGUUCUCCUGGCACACGCUCGCGACGGUCGUAUUGCAUGGCCCUGCUCAAUGAGGUCGAUGACACAGUCAUUGUGACUGCACUCGAUUCACUCCCUUUUUGCUGUCACGCAGACCUGAUCACAAUGAACCGCUCGCAGCUGGUCGAUGUCGCACAAGUAUUCAAUCUUUACCUGCCCGCAGCGCUGCAGAUCGAUCUCGACCCAUCUCAACCAGAUGAUUAUAUCCGUAAUACUAUCGAGAUUCUCGUCGGUUUACGCCUCGGCCAGAACAAGGAACGAAACACACCUUCUCCAACACCACCUGCUGUUCCAUCUCGUGCUUCUUAUAUAUCUGUUGGCACACCCCUGCAUCCGGUUGUCGAAGAAGACGAGGGUUUUGCUUCUAUGCGUGCAAGGCGCCGCACAUCUUCAGAGCCGAGGCUUUCCCUUGCACCAGCGCCAGUCCCACGCCUGAUAAUCACCGAACCUGAUUCACCUACACCGAAGCGUGCACCUCGUUCCAAGAGUGCGAUGGUUCUGGGCUCUACUUGUGGCUCUGAAGAAAGCCAUAGCCCGGGUGGAAUCCCUCAUCAACCAGACAGUCUGCUCAAUGCAAUCCCGUCUCGCGCGCGUUAUCGUCCCAAAGUCCAUGAGCCAGUUUCGGCGUCUACCCCCAGCAUUCGUGCAGCAUCUCAGCCUAGCGUGACUGUUGAUGUGGGUUCUUAG